GCACUCAGCUUUUACUUUAAUUCGUGAUAUAUAUAUUUUUUUUUUUUCGAACGCAGUCCAAAAUUGCAUUUUUUCUUUCUUACUCCUCCUCUAUAAAACAGGGUAGGGUCUUCACGAGUCCAAAAUAUGGUACUCGAGUACUCGACACUUACACUAGAUGAUGAUGAGAUUAAGGAAUAAAGUAAAAUAGCAUUAUGCAUCUUAAUUCCACUUAACAUGGAUGCCAAGUCAUGCUAUUGUAUUGUAUUUACAAACAGGUUGAUAUGUUCAGUGUUGUGAAGGACGGACGGACAGUUUGAAAAUAGAAACUAGAACAUGAUCAUAUACUUAUUGUGCAACUUAUAUUGUUGAUUAUCUGCUGCUGAAAUUAGAGUCCAUUGUAUUAUAGUUGAUCAUUGUAUUCGACCUUGUACAGGUACUCGAGAUCUCGUGGAGACCCUAAAACAGGGUGUAAAACAUAAAGUUUUGUAAAAGUAUCUGACUAAAACAUAUUUCAUUAUUCACAAACUACGAUUUCCCCAUAAUGUAUUACAACUUAUUCCAUACGUGAUAUGGUCAUAAUAGAGAGAUUCGGCACGGCCCAACGUGAACGUCUCCGUGUGCGUUUCGGCGAAUUCUUCGUACUACGUCAUCAGUUUAUGUGACGUAUGUUCCCAUGCCAUACGUACGAGGACACGUCAUUACGUAUAAAACGCCAUUUAUACGUAGAGGCUAAAACGUAUGUAUACAAAUGUAUUUUUUCUACCAUAAAGCUAUUUAUUUACAUAAUUAAUGUUAAUUGAUAAUUAGUUAAAUAUGUUACUCAUAUGUAUAUUGUGGUUGUAUUUGUGUGGAACUUAAUAUGAGGGUUUUGUGCUACUUAUAACAUAUGUAGGCCUAUAGGAGAAACAUUUCAUUUCAUUUUUCUAAAAAAAAAUCAUUGUGUACUCUUACCAAGACGGGAAAGCACCUUUAGUCCUUGUUUUUUUUCUUUUUUCUGCUUUCUAUAAAAAACAAAAUCAUAUGAGUUUGGACUCAAACCUGGAGUGGGGAUGACAAAAUAAUCCACAUCAGGAACGUAGAAUGCAGCAGGCCCGUAGACGGGGAAGGGGGUGUAGGCCUCUUGGCCUCUUUGGGAAAGGAUCGACUCCCUUAGAAUCUGCUGGUCCUUAGCUAUUCGCACAUUGUUUGUCCCUUAAAUAAGUAUGCCAGGCAUUAAAAAUGUAAUCCCCCACCCUUCACUAUCAACUGGUACCAGCUACAUAUAUCAUAUGGACCGGAUAUGAAGUUUUUGUGAAACGUUUUAUUUAUCUAAUUGUAGUGAAACAAAUUAAUGUAAUGGGUUUCAUGGAAAUUGCCUUUGAGAUAUAAAUUUAACAAACCAAAACGUUUCCAUGAUACCCGACCUUAUUUGGAAUUUAUUUUUAAAGGCCUGCCCUAAUUUUUCAUUUAAUAAUUACAAUAAUAAUAAUAAUAAUAAUAAUAAUAAUAAUAAUAAUAAAAAAAGCAAGACAACCUACCCUACCUAUUAACUGUUUUUUUGCGCUUUUCUGGAAACGCACAUUUAUGAAGGCCUUAUCACAAUAAACUGAAUUAAUAUUUAUAAAUAAUUUGCUUCUUUCAGGUCAAUAUGGACAACAAAAAAAAUCAGUUGUUUCCACGCGUACAAUUGACAUUAUGCUUCUUAGAGAAGUGAAUGUGAAUGUUCCGUUCAGUGACCCUGUGAAAUGGAAUGCUGUUGCUAAAGCAUUGAAUGCUGCAUUAAAUCCAGAAAAAGCAAUCACGUCCAGGACAGUGCGAGAAAGAACACAAAGGCUAAUGGACAAACACAGAGCGGAUAAACUGCAAUCUGUUAAAAAGUCUGGUACUAAUGAGGAAUACGGAGAGCGGGAACUCCUUCUGACUGAGAUAUUGCAGCUGGAAAAAGAAGCUGAGAUAAAGAUACAUGAGAACAAGAUAAAGAAUAAAGAUGAUGUGAAGACCUUAUCCAAAACCAAGGAGGAUACUAAAGGAGGCAAGUUCAUAAGGAAACGAGCAAUGGAAAGUUUGACACAAAUCAGUGAUGAUUCUGAUGGUGAUAACGGUGGUGAACUAAAACAGCCCAAGAAGGAAAGAAAACGUAAAGAGGACCCGUUUCUAGAAAUGAUGCGCGCAAAGCUGGAUUUGGAGGCAAAACGUGAAGAGAGAUUGGAGCGCAAGCUGCAGGAAAGGGCCAAAGAGAGGCAAGAGAGAAAUGAAUUGAUGAAGAUGUUAAUGGAAUACAAACGCUGAUGGUCAAAUAUCAAAAUGCGGGUUUUAAUCAAGUUAAUUUCAAAUCAUCAAUGAAAUUGUUCCGAAUUAGAGACAAAUAUAAAUAAAUAAAUAAACACAUAA
Messenger RNA from Gigantopelta aegis, 2352 nucleotides. RefSeq names its product DNA ligase 1-like. Lineage: Eukaryota; Metazoa; Mollusca; Gastropoda; Neomphalida; Peltospiridae. The record is from RefSeq and is a predicted model, not a curated record. Bases 1657 to 2250 code for a protein of 197 amino acids. The transcript has 3 exons.